Messenger RNA from Theileria annulata, 1548 nucleotides. RefSeq lists its product as uncharacterized. The record is from RefSeq and is a predicted model, not a curated record. Bases 1 to 1548 code for a protein of 515 amino acids. Gene Ontology annotation, molecular function: protein binding. Gene Ontology annotation, cellular component: small-subunit processome; 90S preribosome; nucleolus. NCBI's taxonomy places the organism in Eukaryota, Apicomplexa, Aconoidasida, Piroplasmida, Theileriidae. Gene Ontology annotation, biological process: maturation of SSU-rRNA from tricistronic rRNA transcript (SSU-rRNA, 5.8S rRNA, LSU-rRNA). The transcript is spliced from 9 exons.
AUGAAUUUUAAGGAUACAGACUUUAUUUAUCGCAAAUUCUUUGGAUCUAAGAAUGAAAAGAGGAAACAGUCGAUUUCUAAUAAAAAGGUCCAAAAAAAUAGGAAUAUUUUGGAGGAAUCUAGGAACGCAGUUGAUUUAACAUCGAUUCUUCUUCCAAAUGAACCCGGAUAUAUUAUUCCAGACGAAAAUGAAAAAACUUAUGAACUAACCCAAACGAAACUUUUAUCAUUAGUUGAUCAAGGAACUAAAAACAAGGCUUUGAAGUUGAAUUUACCAUAUGGUCCAUAUUUUGUUGAUUUUUCUGCUAAUGGUCGAUAUCUUCUCCUUGGAGGUGAAAAGGGGCAACUUUCUUUAAUUUGUACUCAAACAUAUAAGGAUUUUUUUGACAUCUCGGUACUGUUGUUUACAGUGUUAAUUUCAUCACUAAAUUGUCGUAGCUCAGAAGAUCUAUGUUCACAUUUACGACAACACGGGGUCCGAAGUGUAUACCUUAAGAGGCCGAAUGGUACCAUAAUAUACCUAUUCCUUAGCUAUUCUAAAAUCCAAAUAACUAAUUUUCAGUUGACGUAUAAGUUGGAAUAUCUUUACUAUCACUACUUGUUGGUCACAGUAGGAGAAUUUGGAGACCUAUGUUACCAGGACAUUUCUACCGGAGAAGUUGUGGCAAAACAUAAUACAAAGAAGGGGCCCUGUAAAGUCAUGUGCCAAAACAAGAAUAAUGCUGUUAUACAUCUCGGACACAAUGACGGAUUAGUUUCAUUAUAUGUACCAAAUAUGGAAAAGGUAACGGAUUGUUCUUACGAUGAUUGCUUAGGGUUUGAUGGCUACUGGAAAGUUUGGGACCUCAGAAACUACAAGGAGGCUGUUAUUAGGCAGUAUGUCGGCUCAAAUCCCCCCACCUGCGCUACCGUCAGCCAAACGGGAAUUCUUUCACUUAACAUUGGCAGUCGGGUAGAAUUUUAUAACAAUGUUUUCGAUGGAUCAAAUAAGCCAAAUUUAUAUCUUAAACACCAUUUCAAUUCACAAGAGAUAAAAUCAGUGGCAUAUCAGCCCUAUGAGGACGUUUGCGCGGUUGGAACGACCUUUGGCAUGUCAAAUUUGAUUAUUCCGGGUUCUGGUUAUCCCAAUUUCGAUGCAUUAGAACAUAAUCCAUAUGAAACAGGAAAGAUACGGAAAGACCGUGAAGUACAAAGGUUACUGGAAAAAUUACCCGCUGAUUCUAUAACGCUGAAUGCCCAGCCGAUUGGUAGUUACUCGAGAGACCUAUCCCAGGCCCAGUUUUCCACAGAAGAGCCUGAAAAGGUAGAAAAAAAUAAGGAAACCACCAGAAAGAGACCCAUUAAAUCUUCCGCCAAAUAUAAGGCUGAGAGAUAUAAUAAGGUAUUUAUGAGAAGACAGCAAGCAGUUGAGGAUAAAAUAAAGAGCUUGAAGGAAACAGGAAAACAGGAAGAAGCCAAGGAAGAAAUUCUGACAAAAAUGACCAAAAAUGACGUUGUAAAAGGACCAGUAAUGGGCGCAGCGCUUUCAAGAUUUUUCAAAAAAAAAUAA